ACAGGCACCUGUCACAGCCUCUGGCAAGAACUUUCUGUUGGUUCAACCAGCUGGUUCAAGUCCCGAAAGGCUUUAACGAUGACUCUGUCGCUGCGCACCGUCCUGCUCAUCUCUGCCGCGCUCUGCGUGCUCAUAGAGGAAGGCUCCGGAGCACCCCUCUCUCAAACGCCAGGCUCUUCUUCGGUGGCCAAGAGGGUCCGCACCAAGCGCUGCUCCUGCAGUAACUGGAUGGAUAAGGAGUGCAUCUACUUCUGCCACUUGGAUAUUAUCUGGGUCAACACGCCUAGUAAGAUCACCCCAUAUGGUCUCGGAAGUCCCCUGUCUCGUCGCCGGCGCUCUGCUGCCCGUUGCCAGUGCGCCAACCCCAGUGAUGCGACCUGCUCCAGUUUCUGCUACACCAGCUCCAUGGACCCAAGCCUGGUGGUGGUGAGUCCUCUUGAUCGUGAGGUGGACAAGGCUGGCAAAGACCUGCUCACAUAUUUCAGGCAGGUGGCCAAGGCUAACCUAAUUGCUGCCGAGCAUUCUGCUCCACCCAGAAAGAAACCGUUCCAGACCAACAAAUCUCGGAUCAGUUAGAGGAGGAUGCAGAUCAGGAAGACGCGCGAGCAUCUGAUCAAACAACCUGCCCAGAAGGAAGCAACUAUCUCUGAGAUCAAGGCUGCUGGUCUUGACAAGACCCUAGAAAUGGAGAUUCCUCCAAGGGAAGGUGAUGCUGAGUCCUCGCAGAAGAACCUGAAGAACCGAGGACGACUCUUUCUCAUUCUCUCUAGAAGCGACUGGAACUAAGACCUUAGAGAACUUCAGCACAGAACUGCCACCAGGUUAUGAAUGGCUUAAAGAGUCCAUACAAAGGUGCCUUGUUGUUCCACUAAGGGAGGAACCUCUGCACACCUGGCGGCCUUUCGAAAGCAAGGAAUUAAAAUGCUAAUCCUAAAAGGACACACUGGAGUCGCCAGUUUAACAUUAUCAAAUACGAACUGUAAAUGUUAGCUUUAUAAACAAAGCGCCUGUUCCUGGUUAAGGGCUUAGAGAGAUACUGCUGUGUUAUUGUGUUAUUAUGAGUUAAAAUGUAACCUUACACUCGUCCACCCUGUUACUGCCACUUACUACCUUUGUACUCGCUCUUCUUCUGAUUCACUCGCAAUAAGUCGUAGUUUCUCUGUAUCAGAGCUUAACGUGGUUUCAUUUCGUUUGGAAAUGCAAAUUACCUCCAUGCUGGAAUGCUGUAGGAAUUGCACAUGCUCAAAACAUUCCUAAACACUGAAACUUUCCCUCCCUAAUCUGCGAUAACGGCGUGCAAAGGUUGCCGACGCUUAUCUCCGCUGGGCUGCUUUAUGGCUCUUAUUAACCACUUUAUGAAAGGGCACUACUUUGAAGAAAACAUCCUGGAAGGUUUUUUUCUGUUUUUUCUCUCCUCCAGUUCUCUUUUCAUGACUGUUCUUUUCCUUUUGUUUUCUUCCCUGGCCUCUUUUGUGAAGGCGGAAGUAUUUAUUGCAUAGUUACUGUGGCCUGUUUUGAUUUUUCCAAAUGAGUUUCAAUGCCUCGACGCUUGCCAGAAAAACGGAGCGAUUGUUUUUUCCUACGAUAGAAAGAGGCCGUGUAAUUACCCAUUAUGGGGACGGACAGCGCAUUUGUGUGGAAUGUGCUCGACGGGAGGCCUUUUCAAUGAAGCAGCUUGUUCUAAUGUCUCUGUAUGUUUAUGUCAUGUUUAUUUACCUGCAGUCGUCCAGGCUCAUACCUGCAGCUAUCGUUUCACCUCUGCUGUUGAGCGAAAGGCCGUUCGAGGCCUCCAGCUCAAUCACAGAUACUUGAAUGUUUAGUUUUACACUGUAUGACAGCAUUUGUGUCAGAUUAUUUAUUUAAUUUAUUGAGUAUUUAUAUUUGACUUUGUUUUGUACCUCAUCUGCAAAGAGAAAAUGUUUGUGUUCUAUCAUAAAUAAAUUAUUAUUGUUGAUG
This is a messenger RNA of Colossoma macropomum (tambaqui), 1956 nucleotides long. It is a transcript of the gene edn2, whose product is annotated as endothelin 2. Gene Ontology annotation, cellular component: extracellular region. NCBI's taxonomy places the organism in Eukaryota, Metazoa, Chordata, Actinopteri, Characiformes, Serrasalmidae. The record is from RefSeq and is a predicted model, not a curated record. Gene Ontology annotation, biological process: regulation of systemic arterial blood pressure by endothelin; vein smooth muscle contraction; intracellular calcium ion homeostasis. Bases 79 to 576 code for a protein of 165 amino acids. The transcript is spliced from 5 exons. Gene Ontology annotation, molecular function: hormone activity; endothelin B receptor binding.